Molecule: messenger RNA, 2221 nt
Organism: Colossoma macropomum (tambaqui)
Lineage: Eukaryota; Metazoa; Chordata; Actinopteri; Characiformes; Serrasalmidae
Product: tumor necrosis factor receptor superfamily member 6-like
Exons: 8
Coding region: 137-1057 (306 amino acids)
Biological process (GO): activation-induced cell death of T cells; negative regulation of apoptotic process; extrinsic apoptotic signaling pathway in absence of ligand
Cellular component (GO): external side of plasma membrane; CD95 death-inducing signaling complex; membrane raft
Molecular function (GO): tumor necrosis factor receptor activity; protein binding
Source: RefSeq, a predicted model, not a curated record
UCGAGUGGGCGUGGCGUGUAGUGGGCGGCUUGGAGUCUUGGCACGUGUAAAUAGACGCUCUCGGAGAUGCUGGCUCUGAUCUUCCUGUUGAAGAGCGAGUUUGGAAAGUCCAGAACAGCCCAACCUGCCAGCCAAGAUGACGAGCACGACUCUCUUCGCUCUGCUCUGUUUUUCGCUGAGCAUCUUCUGCUUAACUGAAGGUUUGAAGCUGCGCAAGAGACGGCAGUCAUGUGAACAUGGGACGUACACAGAUGAAAAGACAGGAUUAGAGUGCUGUCUCUGUCCCUCAGGUUAUUAUGUUCAGGAUCACUGCACUCAGGCAGGAGGUAUUUCAAAGUGUGAGUGGUGCAAGGAAGGCGAAACUUUUAUGGAUCACGCAAAUGGCAAACGAAGCUGUGAACUCUGUUCGCCCUGUGAGGACUCGGCUAACAGGGAGGUUGAGAAAGCAUGCACACUCCUCGCCAACACAGUUUGCCGCUGCAAGGACGGUCACUACUGCGACAAGGGCGACGAGUGCACGGCCUGCUACGCCUGUGACACAUGCAAGUUUGGGGUGAAAGUGCCUUGCAGUAAAACCAGCAACACAGUGUGCAACGAAAAGACAGAGCCCAACGUUGCGGCCAUUGUAGCAGCCGUCGUUGUAUGCAUGGUCCUGCUCGUCUGUGUGACUGUAUUUUUAUGGAAGAAAAAGAAGUUUUGUUUUAAAGGAUCUCCAAAGGAAAUGAUAAUCAGAGCAGAGGUGUUCCCGCUCUUAGAAGAUGUGGACUUGACAGACUUCCUGCCCGAUAUAGCCCAGAAACUGGGCUUGCAAGUGGUGAAAGACGUGACCAGGCGUUCGCAGAUGUUGACUGAUGUUGAGAUGGAGAACGUAGAGCACGAUUACCCCAAUGCAGAGGAACAGACCUUCCAAUUGCUCAGGAAGUGGUAUCAGAAACAUGGGAUGAAAGGAGCCUACAACAGACUCGUCAACAACCUCAUCAGAACAGACCACAAAUUGCCAGCCGAUCAGGUGCAGCAGAUUGUCAAAAAAGGACAAGAAAGACAAGGGUGGGCAUGAAAGUUACACAUUUUUUCUCUGUCCUACACGACUGUCCACUCCAGCAAUUUAAGGACAUGUGAAAAAUCCCAGGAAUCACUUUGGUUUUGUUCACACUGCAAGCGCUCAACUUUUCAAAUCUGUUUUUCUUGGGUUGGUAAUAUUAACUUCUUAAGUUAGCUUAAUGUAAAAUACAUCAACAUAUCCUUGCAGUAAACCUGAUUUUGAAUGGCUGUUUGUUUAACCUACUGGGAUCGACGAAAUUAGAUAUUUCCCGAUGUUACUAUUAAUAUCUUUGCAAUAAUACAGCGCAAUAAUAUGAUUCAGACAUUUCCUGAGUCUGUAGUGUCGCACUUUCGAUUCCUUCUUAUUGCGAGAUCGUACGUGACUCACGUGAAGUUAUGAGCCAAAGUAAUGAGUUGAGAUACACAUCAUCUGCCUCUCACUGUGUGGAUUUGUGUAUCUGUAUACAUUUUGUGUGUAACUGACCAGUGGUCACUCAGGGAAUCACUAAGGUCUUACCUAUCACGUUGGAAACCUUUCAUUUUUCAUUCAGUCGUCUCGGACACGGACAUGAAAUGGUGUGUAAAAAGUUUACAGCCGCUGAAGUUGCGGCAGAGGUUCGGGAAAACAGCGAGGAGGAUAACAUUUAUCUAUUUUAUUCUUACGUUCCAUUACUUUUGUGAACCUAAGACUUGGUGAACCCCAUUUUAAGCACCCCAAAACAGUUUGUCCCACAUGAGUUAUUAAACUUACACGUUUAGGGUCACUGAGAAAACUCAGUGAUGCCAUGCGAGUCUUAAUCUUUGUCAAAUAAGAAAACAAUAAAAGCACAGUUCAGUAAAGGUUGUGCUUGUAUUGCCAACUGUAAUUUGGUGACAAAACUGUGAUUAAUCUAGUAAAAAAGAAUGGAACUGUCAGUGUCACAUGAGAGUUUCUGGCCCUUUGCCUUCGUCUCUGAAGCCAUUUCUCCUGAGGCCGGUUGAAACGGCUGCUGAACGAGAGCUGAGACGUGUUUUUACGCAUGUAUUUCUUAAGACCGAAGUUGUUUUUCAGUCUCAUACCUGUACCACAUAUAGGCCCGAUCCCAUUUCACCCCUCGCCCCUACCACUUAGCCCUUAGCCCUCUGUUUUGCACGUUCAUGUCUAGGGGUAGGGUGUCCCAAUUCUUGUUGCGAUAGAGGG